This is a messenger RNA of Ricinus communis (castor bean), 1792 nucleotides long. RefSeq names its product protein FANTASTIC FOUR 1. Lineage: Eukaryota; Viridiplantae; Streptophyta; Magnoliopsida; Malpighiales; Euphorbiaceae. Bases 217 to 1203 code for a protein of 328 amino acids. The transcript has a single exon. The record is from RefSeq and is a predicted model, not a curated record.
UUUCCCAUCUCUGUCUCUCUAUCUUUGGUGUGAGGAUAUUAUUAAUACCCUCAUCCCCUUCUCUUCCCUUUCUCCAUCCCUUUUUAUUAUUAUUAUUAUUAUUAUUACAUUUUUCUUUUCAAGAUUCAACAGCACAAGAACCUUCUCUUUCUUUUUCUAUAUAUACCCACACAUGCUUCUCUGCACCUCUUUAUUCUUACUUUCUUUCUUUGUACCAUGAUGAGUUUCUGCAAGAAGAGUGUUAAUUCUUUUUUAGGUCUUUCCACCGUGCAUACUUCUAAUCUCGAUGCUUCCCAUAAUCUUGAAAAGCCUUUGUCCUCUAAAUGCCUUCCUGUCUUAACUAGUAGCGGCUUAGGUUUAAUUACUGCUGCUGAUAUUGAUGCCUAUAAAACCCCACCCAACGUUCUUGAAUCUACUACUUUCAAGUCACCGUCUCCCCCACCUUCCCCUUCGCUUCCUCCAACGCCUCUUUCCUUUUUCAAGAAAGACCCUGGGGGUAUUGGUUUCGUUGAUGAUGUUGGGGGUGGUGUCAACGGGUUGAUGUCUUGCACUGAGAGUUUAGGAUUCGAGAGUUGCGAUGAAAGAAGAAUUGAUGAUGAGAUUGAUGAGCUGUGUUCAAGGACUCGAUCAUCGACGACGAAGGUUAAUUGGAAGAAAUUUGGAGAAAGAAGAGAGGUGAAGAAGUUUCCACCACCACUUUCUUCUUUGAAUCAUAAUGGUCAACCUAGUUUCUUCCUCAGGCCAGUGAGAAAAGAUGGUAGAUUGGAGUUGACAGAAGUCAGGAUUGACAGGCCUGAGAUCUUACGUGCUUCUCGUGAAGAUGGAAGGUUAAGGCUUCAUCUUAUUAGAGAUGAUGAAGAAGAAGAAGAUAAUGAUAGUAAUAUUGAAGAACCUCAACAACAAGAAUAUGAGCUAAAAGAAAAACGAGAAUUAGAGGGAGGCCAAGAAGAUGGAAAAGAAGGAGAAUUUCAAGAAAAUGAAGAAGAAGAACCACAACAACAGCAAGAAGAACAACAACAAGAAGAAGAGAUAACUGGAGAAUGGAGGUUCCCAGUGACGGGAGAAGGGUUUAGAAGGUGUCAUGAGCUAGGAACAGGUCACCAACAUGAUUAUCACCGUCAUCAUCAUCAUCACCACCACCACCAUAGCAAUCAUCACCACAACUUGCAUGUAUGGAGCCAGCAUUGUGUGACAACAACAUGAAGAAAGAAUGAUGAGGUGGGGUUAGUGUAAAAGAGAUAAGAUGGUGCAUGUGUGUCUGUAUGUAAAUCUGGGUGUCAUAUGUUGGACUGGUAUUGUUUGUUUUUCCAGAAUACCUGCUAUAGACUUCAAUUUAGCAGGGAUCUGAAAAUCGGUUGAGGUGUCUCAACUAAAUUUGAAGGAGUGGAUAAUGGUGGAAUCUUUUGGGCUUUACAGCUGCUUGAAAUGGCCUGUAGCUAAACCACAAAAGAAGACAGAGAGAGAGAGAGAGAGAAUCACUGAAUUUAAUUUAGAAUUUUUUUUUUUUCUAGUAAGUUGGCAAAAUGUCAAAUACCAUUAUACUUCUUCAUCCUCAAAAAUUAUAUGGUCAAGGGAAUUGAACAUGUAGAAAGUCUUAAGCUUGUCUUUAUACCUAAUUUUGUUCCUCACCAGAUCAAGAACAAAUUAAAACAAAUAAAAUAGAUAUAAUUAUGUAAUUGUAUGAAUUUCUAAAGGGUUGUAGCCACCUUUUUCUUCCUGGAAAUCUUUCUUCCUCUGUCUGCUUGUAAUGUUGCUUUUACCCUUUUGUGAAUAAAGUUAUGUACACUAGUCA